AUGUACUAUUUGACUAGAGAGUACAAGUAUUUACACACGAUUGGGCUUAUAUUUAUGACAACGAUCUACUUUGGAAUGGCAAUGUCUGGAAGCGUAUCUAUAGGGGGCUCUGAGAACGAAGCUGGUGCAAGCUCUGAAAGUGGAGCCCGAGAUAUUUCUUCAACCUGCGAUACGCCCUGGGUUCAAAUAGAAGACCGGUGUGUUUGGUUAUCGAAUUCUGAAGCCAAGUUCGCCUCAGCUGACCAGCAAUGCCAAUCGCUUAAUGGGCAUUUAGUUAUGGAUUCUCCAGCGAAUUUUCAUCAAAAUUUAACAAAAUAUUUAAGCAUAGCCGCAACAUUUUAUACUGUCCCAAUCUGGAUAGGGUUGACCGAUACUAGAGGAAUUAAUAAUUUACUUGAUUAUAGAUGGAAAGUACCUCCGUAUCAUUAUAUUUCGUACAAUAACAACUACUGGGCAUCAGGUCAACCAGACACUUUAAACGAUCGUUGCGUAGCUUUAAAACGUUCUGAUCUGAAUUACUUGUGGUACGACUAUGAUUGCGUUCUAUUCCAUCGAUUUCUCUGCCAAAAAGAAAUAAAUACUUCAUCGAAAUCAUCAUCUGAUAGCUUAUCAGCUGAUUUGGCCUCUAAAGGAAUAUCUGAAAUUACUAUGACAUCUAUUAUUGAUAGUUCUCUUCAAUUAUUGACAGCGCUGCCUAUCCAGCAAUUGAAUCAUUCAAUUAUAUCAUUGUUUGAAAACUUACAUAACACUAUAUCCCAAUCACGAGAAAGUUCUCUUAGCUUAUCAAUUUAUUCCUCUAAGACUAUGUUAAAUGAGCAAUUCCCAUUGCAAACCGUUGCAUUAUUCACUGAUAAUUUUAUGCAAUCAUCAAAGUCAAUUGGAAAUGACAUUUUGGAGGACUUUUUUUAUAGUGAUGAGGAUUCAUUUCCAUCGAGUAAUUUCGAUCUCUUCUCAAAUAGUGCUGAUAUCACAUAUUUCGUGACCAGUGAAGAAACAAUCACAGACUAUACAGUGAAUUCUAAUAAAUCGUCCAAUACAUGGAAAUUUACUUAUAAUCCUUCAUCUCCAACAAGUAAUGAAACAGAACAUAUAAUUACUGCAUCUCCAGUAAAAAAAUCUACGGUUUAUCAUUCCUAUUAUGACCAGAAAACAAACGAACCUACUCCGAAAACACCAACGCCGAAGACCAUAAAAAAUCAAGUCCAUGCAUUGAAUACUUUACUUCAGAAAAAUACAACAAGCAAUAUAUCGUUGAAUUCAGCUGCAUUGAAAAACUAUGCAUCUAAUUUCUUUUUUAUUGCAAAUAAUUAUGACGCUUAUUUGAGCUCAGAACUAGAAAAUGAGAACAUGAUAGAGUCUAUGAUAAAUGCAGCAAAUAUCCUAUUGGAUCCCCUAAAUGCAGAAGAAUGGGAAGCUGAUAGUUAUCAAGAUUCAAGUCAUAUUGUAGAUAUGAUUGGUGGGAUGGAAAAUUUUGCAUUAAAAAUUGGUCAAGCAGGUUUAUCUCAUACCAUUAAUGUCGUCACAAAGAAUAUCGAAUUGGAAAUAAAAGUCCCUAACGAAAAAGAAGUAGUUUACAAUACAAAGUUAAAUCUCGGAUAUCGCAGCUAUGAUUGGAUGCAAGUUGGCGAUCCAACUAACCAACUUCAGCGACAACUUAUACCAAUUGUCAAGGUUUUAUAUAAAGAAAUUGGAUUAACGGAAGAUAUUAAAACUAACGCCGAUAUUUCCGUUAAUACGCAUAUUCUAUCGUGCGCGAUUGCAACAGCUGAAACCAAUUUAUCCAUUGAUUAUCAAUUUUCCUUAGGACAUAAGAUGCCUUAUUUUCGUAGUACUGCCAUUAUAUGCAAACAAUGUUCUGGUAAUAUGAAUCUCGAUGCGCUAAAGCGCUGGUUAAGCAAUGGCUGUCAAGUAAUCCGAUCGCGUUACUCAUAUACCAGCUGCCGAUGUAAUCAUUUGACCCAUUUCGCGAUAAUGAUGCGAGUUACAAAUGCUACGAUAAGUGAUAAGCAUCAACAAAUUUUAAGUAUUUUAACUUACAUUGGAUUUGGUAUAUCAUUGGUAGCAAUGGUGAUUGCAUUUACUUUGUUUACAAUAUUUAGAGCAUUAAGAUCAGAACGAUUUGAAAUACAUAAAAAUCUAAUCGCUGCUUUAGCACUUGCUCAAAUCAUUCAUAUUGCUAGUAUGCAGUCCGAUUACGAUGCCGCAGACAGUAUAAGGUGUAAAAUCUUUGCUAUCAGCUUGCACUAUCUCUAUUUGGCUGCAUUUUCCUGGAUGUUAGUAGAAGGGAUCAAUCUGUACUUUAUGAUUAUUCGUGUUUUUAAUGCUGGAAAGAGUAUGACUGCGAUAUAUUAUGGUAUCGGUUGGGGCUUGCCAUUAAUAGUUGUCGGUGUCUCCGUAGCAGUUAAAUUUCAAGACUAUGGAGUAAACUCGUGUUGGCUGUCUAUUACUAGUGGGCUUAUAUGGGCAUUUAUAGGACCAGCAAUUUUCAUCAUCUCGUUUAAUACCAUUAUAUUACUUAUGGUGGUCAGGAUUGUCUUACAUUCAGCAACAGCUAAAGUAACUGGGAACGCAACAGACGCCGGGUUAACUUGGGUGUUUGGAGUAUUGUCCUUUGAUGAGGAUACCAUUGCUUUUUCCUAUCUCUUUGUAAUUUUUAAUUCUCUUCAGGUUCGAGCUAAAUUGAAGAGCUUUCGGCAAAAAAAUGCAACAAACAGUCAUUUGAAUAGCUCAGUAUGGAAAGCUAACAGCAGAAAGAAACGAAAGACAAACCCUUCAUCUAUUCUAAAAUCAAGCGAUAAUGAUGACAUUCGUAUUGCCAACCAAUCUAGAGCUACCGCCAUAAAAAGCACAAUGUCAACUGACAUAACGGUACAAAAUGCUGUGGCGUUACCUUAUUGUCCAGAAGAAUAUAUUCAAAAAGCAUUAUUUUCUCACGAAGUCGAAAGAAGUUAA
Molecule: messenger RNA, 2952 nt
Organism: Trichoplax adhaerens
Lineage: Eukaryota; Metazoa; Placozoa; Uniplacotomia; Trichoplacea; Trichoplacidae
Exons: 25
Coding region: 1-2952 (983 amino acids)
Biological process (GO): adenylate cyclase-activating G protein-coupled receptor signaling pathway; cell surface receptor signaling pathway
Cellular component (GO): membrane
Molecular function (GO): G protein-coupled receptor activity
Source: RefSeq, a predicted model, not a curated record